Manis pentadactyla (Chinese pangolin) is the source of this 4721-nucleotide messenger RNA. It is a transcript of the gene TMEM181, whose product is annotated as transmembrane protein 181. The transcript has 17 exons. NCBI's taxonomy places the organism in Eukaryota, Metazoa, Chordata, Mammalia, Pholidota, Manidae. The record is from RefSeq and is a predicted model, not a curated record. The coding region runs from base 140 to 1630 and encodes 496 amino acids. Gene Ontology annotation, molecular function: toxic substance binding.
UGACGGCGGCGGCGGCGCGUUGCGCUCUGACGAGUUCGCGGGCCCGGCAGCUCCGCUGUCGCUCGGCUUGCGGCUGCGGCUGUGGCUGCAGCGGUGCUGUGGACGCCGGGCAGGCUCGGGGCACGCGCCGGGCGCCGCGAUGGAACCGUUGGGGUGGGACCCCUGUGGAUGCAGCCACAUGCCUGCCCCUCACUGGCUUCUGUUCUGCAGGCUGGCGCCCAUGCGGCUGUACACUCUCUCCAAGCGCCACUUUGUCCUCGUGUUCGUCGUCUUCUUCGUCUGUUUUGGCCUGACCGUCUUCGUUGGGAUCCGAGGACCCAAAGUGAUCCAGACUUCUGCAGCUAAUUUUUCACUAAAUAGUAGCAAAAAGCUAAAGCCAAUUCAAAUACUUUCAAAUCCACUGUCUACGUAUAAUCAGCAACUAUGGCUGACAUGUGUUGUUGAGUUUGAGCAAUCAAAAGAAAUGUCUAUUCAGAUAAAGUUUCUCAUGACUGUUAAGGUCGAUGGUGUGGCUCAAGAUGGAACCACCACGUUCAUUCAUAACAAAGUCCACAAUCGGACAAGGACCCUCACGUGUGCAGGGAAGUGUGCAGAAAUUAUUGUGGCCCACCUUGGCUACUUGAAUUACACUCAGUACACGGUGAUCGUGGGAUUUGAACGCCUGGAACGGCCCAUUAAGGAAAUGAACUUCACAUGGAAGACUUAUGACCCUGCAUUUUCCCAGUUGGAAAUUUGGUUCCGAUUUGUCUUUGUGGUGCUUACCUUCAUUGUCACCUGCCUGUUCGCACAUUCCCUCCGGAAGUUUUCCAUGCGGGACUGGGGGAUUGAGCAGAAAUGGAUGUCCAUCCUGUUGCCUCUGCUGCUACUUUACAACGACCCGUUCUUCCCCCUCUCCUUUCUGGUGAACAGCUGGUUCCCAGGCAUGCUGGACGACCUCUUUCAGUCUGUGUUCCUGUGCGCCUUGCUGCUCUUCUGGCUGUGUGUGUACCACGGGAUACGGGUUCAGGGAGAAAGGAAGUGUUUGACUUUCUAUUUGCCUAAAUUCUUAAUUGUUGGACUGCUGUGGUUGGCUUCUGUUACACUAGGAAUAUGGCAGACGGUUAAUGAAUUACACGAUCCAACGUACCAAUAUCGAGUUGACACAGGAAAUUUUCAGGGGAUAAAGGUUUUCUUCAUGGUGGUGGCAGCUGUAUACAUCUUGUACCUCCUGUUCCUGAUAGUGCGGGCCUGCUCCGAGCUCCGCCACAUGCCUUACAUAGAUCUCAGGUUAAAAUUUUUGACUGCAUUGACUUUUGUAGUGCUCGUGAUUAGCAUCGUCAUCCUUUAUUUGAGGUUUGGAGCACAGGUGUUACAAGACAAUUUCGUGGCUGAACUGUCAACUCACUACCAGAAUUCUGCUGAAUUCUUAUCUUUCUAUGGCUUGUUGAACUUUUACCUCUACACUCUGGCCUUCGUGUAUUCUCCAUCGAAGAACGCCCUGUAUGAGUCCCAGCUGAAAGACAACCCUGCAUUCUCCAUGCUGAAUGACUCUGACGAUGAUGUGAUCUACGGGAGUGACUAUGAAGAAAUGCCCCUGCAGAACGGCCAGGCCAUUCGAGCCCAGUACAAGGAGGGCCCUGAGAGUGACUGAGCUCUGGCGGGCCAGCAGGACCCGGGAGCCUGGCGUUCUGCAGCGGCCACUGCCUGGUCCUCCCUGGCCUUGAUGUUCGGACUUGUCUUAUAAGCAGAGAAUUCCUCGUCCUUAUUUGUUUACAUAUUUUUGAAAGGAAAACCAAAACUGAGGACAAAUUUAAACAAUGGGCCAAAUUUAUUGUUAGAGUGGUUACAGUUAUUUGGGAAGAGAGAUGGUGAUAAAAAGUUCAAACACAAAAUCCCUUUUCAAGAUUCCAGAUGAGAAGUAGCUUGUUUUCAUGGUGAGGAGGAAAUUACUCCGGUUUUUAGUAGAAUUGUGAAUUUUAAAAAGCAGUUUACUAAUUCCAAAUUCACGGAAAGCCCUCUGAGCAAGGCCCACAGCAUGCGGGCCUUCCUCUGCUUUCUUCUUCCUCCCUGCCCACCGCGGUGUGGGCCUUUUAGCUCCAAGGGAAGCCUGAUUUUGUGGCAGUCUUGCCCACUGAGUAGCCUAGCUCUAGAUAGCCAAUUCUCUAAGUAACCCCUCCUGGUUGUUGUGAAAUGCCCAUUAGGGAAGCGGUGGGUGGGCAGGAGCUGGCCCCUCACUACCCCUACAGCAGCGCUAGCCGUGGAGUUCGGAGGGAGGCUGAGGCGGCACACGAGGAGAGGGUGACGUAACUGAGAAGUGCCAGUGGGAAGGGGUUGCUGCCGUUGUUUUCCAAGGGCCUGUGUGUACACACGGCGCUACAGACAAGAGUGUGAACAGAUGUCCCUGUGGUUGGGGUGGGGAAGAGGGUAUCCAUGCCAGUUGCAGUAAGCAGUGGCUUCUGUUAAAGAUGACACCUCACAGAGCUUCUUUUUUUUUUUUAAAUAAAAGCUAAACAGUUUAUUGAUACAACACUAGAGAUUCUUUAUUGCCAGAAAGCUUUUCAGUUUCACACUUGGAAACUAGAUGAGAGAGUAAAACAUUUUAGAUGGUUUAUGGAAGAACCUCUCAGGUAGAAGGUAACCUUUGGGGAUCAUUACCUGCCCUCAGUGUCUAAGGAGGAAAGGAAAAGUCUGCAGCUGCUGAGUCUGUGGCAUCCUAGACGACCCUGGAGAGCUCCCAGGUUCUUUUUGUCUGAGACUAAGUACAGAAGGCCAGUGGAUACCUCCCUGGUUUUUCUUGGCAUAUGCACGGUAGUGACUCUUGGCUGUUAUCAUAGUGAUGAUUGCACUUCCUGGCAGAGGGAGAGCAUGUGAUUGUUGGGCUCUGCAGACAGUACUUAUGUUUUCUUCAUCUAUGCAUUAACUCUCAAAUUACCAUUCAUAGCUAAAUAUUACAUUCCAUGUUAGGUAGUACUGGGAUUUUAUAGCGAUUCAUGAGAUACUGUUCAUUAUGAUUUCAUAUCUUUUUAAUUUAAACUAAUGAUAAUGUACCUUUAAUAUGGAUUCCAUUUAUAUUUGUUUUUAAAACCUUGUAAAUAUGUUUAAAACAACUGUAUUGCAAAGAUGACUCUAAUUUACAUGGUUUUUAUACAUUUUCAAUGGUGUGAUUACUUUUUUUGAUUGUGUACUCAGAGGUAUUGAAAAAAUUUUUGUUACCAAAUUUAAUUCUAUUAAGACUAACUAUAAUUUUAUGUAAAUUGACAAACCUACUUGUGUUAAGGUAUUCUAGUAUGUGAUAGUUUAUAAGUUUUAAUCAUUAUAAAAUAAUUGUCCAUAAUUUGGAAUGUUAUUUAUCAGUAAAUAUAAAAUAUUUGAGGCAUUUAGCCUCACAUGUUAGAACUUUUUAAAACUUGUCAUUGUCCUAUAGUGUAAAUUAUAAACUGAUGACAUCUUCAUAUCUUGAUCCUUGAUGAUGUCAGUGAAAUGAAAAACAUAGGACUAUUUACUUUUUGUAACUUAAGUUUGAAACAAAUUACAAAAGGAAGUACUUACUGAAAAGGCAUGACAACCGUUUUCCCCAUUUCUCUUCUCUGGUGUAUCAUAUAUAUGAACAUACUACAUAAUCUAUGUAAAAAUUUGCUUAUGGUGUAUAGCAGUUAGCAUGUUAUUUCCUAUGUGUUCAUAGGUAUUAGGUUGAAACACUAAAGUCCGCCAGAAACUUUAGAAAGUAGUAAGAAAUAUUUUUUUUCUUGGUAUCAGUUUUGCAAACUUAAAUUCAAAGAGCUGACUUUAUUUCUUCCAUGGUAACAGCUUGAAUAAAGUCAUCUUUGGGAUAAUUUUUUAUACUGGUCCCAUCUAGGGGACCUGGAAGAUGACCAUAGGAAACCAUUUCAGCCUCCCCAGGGAGAGCUUCAUUAUCCUUGUGGGUAGGAGGUCUGCUUGAUUUAUCGUUAAGUCAUUACAGCAGUGAAGUGAUGCAGUUUUCUCUCAAGCUCCAUUUGAAAGGCUAGAGAAGGGGACAUAUAAAAUAUAUUGAAGGUUUGUAAGAUUGUUCCUGUACAUAAUCAGGUGGCAGUUAAGAGCUUAGAUACUGUGUGUAAAUGCAGCCUAUUAACUGGGCAGGUUGCAAGAAGGGUGUCACCAAACUAAGGAUUUUGUGAACUAUUUACUGAAAGUAGUUAUGUUAAAUGGGUCAUAAUGUGGUAACUUGUAUCCUGGAGUCCUUUUCACAGGGAAAAAGAGCAGCUUAUAGAAAAGAUAAUUAAAAGGGACAUCAAAACUAGACUUAAAGCACUGAAGUAUACUUAUAUAUUUUGAGGGUUUUAGAAACCAGUUGCCUUAGAAAUUAUAGACUUUUGAAAAAAAAGAUACAGAUCUUUCCCCAGGCCCAAGAGAAGUUGCUUUAGUCUGUGACAUCUUGUUACCCUGGUUAUCUUGACUUGAAGUGUUUUAGGUAUUCUGGUAACUAUAAUACAUACACUAAAUGCAGGAUUUUCUGCUACUGGAAACUGCCUUUUUACAAAAAGACUAUAAAUGUUUGUAAAAUAAAAUAACUAAACUUUAAGCUCCAAAGGAAAGAGAACUAUGUAUUAGAUCUUGGAACUGUGUCAGUAAGCAGUCACACCUGGUCACAGAAUGAGCUUUGGAACCAAUAAAAGUGAUUAUUUACGCGAAGCUUACACUUUGGGAAUGGCUUUAUUUUCAGACUACUGUGCUGGUAAACGUUAAUAAAUAUUUAAUAUUCA